AACAAAAACUACUUUUGAUUUACAAAAAGUACCUACAGUGUAAUUCAAAGUAGACAACAAAAAAAUUAUUUAUGUACGCAGGUAUUCAGUUAUUUCAUACAUAAACGCUUUCUUUCUACUUAUCUGUACAUAUAUGAUAUGGUAUUAUAUGUUUAGCAUCAACGAUGUACGAUAAAUACAAUACUAGGCAUUGCUGUUUAAAUACACGCAAGAAUGCAUGAACUACAGUAGACGUACAGUAGGUACUUGUACUUUAGCAAUUUCAGUAGUGUACAGAAAUAUACCCAGUUUUUAUUUCAUUACUCUGUUAAAUAUUAAAUAAGCAAUAUAUGAACUGGACUGAACAUUUCUGAUCUACCAACGUUUGUAUUGCUCAUUUAUGCUUACCAUUAGAUAAAUUAUAACUUCAAAUUAAAUACCAACUUUAUGAAUUGCUUUGGAUUUGGAUUUUAGACUUCAAAAGAUAAAGGAGGUGCUGUUGCGCGUGUUGUAUAACAAAUUAUUGCCUCUAAACUUGAAAAAAAUAUCUAAUCAGAUGGUUUACGGUUCGCAUUAACUGGUGUUCAGUACCGAUAUAUAUAUGCACCUCGAGACCUCGAGAACAUGAAAUGCUGUAUCACAGUUUAUCUGUUUUCCUUAACCUAACAUCAAAAUUAUCUAUUUGUCCGGUAGUGAAACUAAAUACAAUGGCGAAUGAAGGUGAAAACUGGAAAAAUGCACAGUCUGUGUACGAAUUUGUUGUGAAUAAUAUUAAAGGGGAACCGGUUUCUCUAGAAAAAUAUCGAGGAAACGUAUUAAUAAUCGUUAAUGUUGCAUCCCGUUGCGGUUACACUGCAAAUCAUUACAAGGAAUUGAACGAACUCUAUGAGAAAUUUUCUGAAUCCAAAGGGUUAAAAAUAUUAGCCUUUCCAUGCAAUCAGUUUGCCCAUCAGGAGCCGGGUGGAUCUGAUGAAAUUUGUCAGUUUGCGUCUUCAAAAAAUGUCAAAUUUGAUUUGUUUGAGAAAAUUGACGUUAACGGAGCAAACGCACAUCCAUUAUGGAAAUACUUAAAAGAAAAACAGGGAGGCAUUCUUGGAAAUUUCAUAAAAUGGAAUUUUACCAAAUUUGUUGUUGAUAGAAAUGGACAGCCUGUGGAACGUUUCGGCCCGAACGUAAGCCCACUUCAAAUGUUACAAGCCCUUGAAAAAUAUUGGUGAUCAAUCUCAAGCAGGGUGAAUUGAUAUUUUAAACUGUGCUUUGCUUAUUGUAUGUUUAUUCUUCCAUGCUUUUUUAUGUAUUAGUUUAUUAAGAAAUUUGUGGUUGUAUUUUAUUGAUUUAUAAAAUAAAUGGAAUAUUAUGGUU
Agrilus planipennis (emerald ash borer) is the source of this 1341-nucleotide messenger RNA. Its product is annotated as probable phospholipid hydroperoxide glutathione peroxidase. Gene Ontology annotation, molecular function: glutathione peroxidase activity. NCBI's taxonomy places the organism in Eukaryota, Metazoa, Arthropoda, Insecta, Coleoptera, Buprestidae. Gene Ontology annotation, biological process: response to oxidative stress. The transcript has a single exon. The coding region runs from base 609 to 1196 and encodes 195 amino acids. The record is from RefSeq and is a predicted model, not a curated record.